Didymodactylos carnosus is the source of this 841-nucleotide messenger RNA. The record is from the annotation of a GenBank genome assembly. NCBI's taxonomy places the organism in Eukaryota, Metazoa, Rotifera, Eurotatoria, Philodinida, Philodinidae.
AUGGCUGAUGAUAUUCAAAAAGUUAAAAAGGAUAUAGCUUUAAAUCAUGCAGUGAUAUUUAUUGGUACAGGUGUAUCUGUUUAUACAACAAACGGUGAACAAGAAGUUUCUCAUUGGAAAGGAUUAUUAAAACAAGGACUUCAACGAUGUCGCCAAGCAGGAUGGAUAAGUGAGAAAGACUUUGAAGAUUUCAAUAAAAAGUUUGACAGUAAUACAGCAGAAGUUGAUGACUAUCUAGCAGCUGCUGAUCGAAUUAAGUCUUGUUUUAAAAAGGAAACUGAUGAGACGAAAGAUGAUAUUUACAAAACAUGGUUAAUAGAAACAGUAGGAAAAUUAUUCCCAAAAAAACCGGAACUCAUCAAUACUAUAGGAGAAUUAGAAUGUCCAAUUCUAACAACUAAUUAUGAUUCACUUCUUGAAGGUAUACUUAAUAAACAACCAUUAACUUGGAACAGAUAUCGGACUGAUGUUAUUAGCAAUUCGCUAGAGAAUCUGAAAAGUUACAUCCUACAUGUCCAUGGUUAUUAUGAAAAUCCAGAUAGUAUAAUUUUUAGUAGUGACGAUUAUAAUCGAAUUCGUGAAAAUAAAUUUACACAAUCAAAAUUCAAAGCACUUAUAGAAUCAAAAACUUUGUUAUUCAUUGGAUAUGGCGCUGGAAUGUCUAAUCCAAAUUUUUCGAAUUUAUUGAAAUGGAUAUUUCGUAUAACAGGUGACAAACCACUUUCAAUUUAUAAACUUGUUAAAUCAAAUAAAAAUAAAACUUUUAAUCAAUUAUCAAAUGUUUUAUUUCUGGAGAAUAUCAAAGAAAUUCAAUAUGGUAAUACUUCAGAAGAUUUAGUAU